Molecule: messenger RNA, 1695 nt
Organism: Eruca vesicaria subsp. sativa (arugula)
Lineage: Eukaryota; Viridiplantae; Streptophyta; Magnoliopsida; Brassicales; Brassicaceae
Source: the annotation of a GenBank genome assembly
UAGCUGGCCACUCGUUAUUAUUCCUUUUUAUAAAUAACUAAAACUUUCAUUAUUCCCAACGGGUUCUCUGAACUAGAAACUCGAACAGAGAAUCCGGAUACCUUACUCGGGAAAACAGAGGAGAUCUGUGAAGUCAAUUCUGGUUCUUCUAUUGAAGAAAAAGAGAUAGAGAGAAAUUAUUUAGUUUUGUGGAGCAGAAAGGUCUGGUACUUUGAUCUUUGUAGUACACGUGGCGAAAUGGGUUUGGAGUGGUGUUAAUGAUCUCCAUGUCCAAGUCCCAGAGUUCGUGUAACAUUCUUCUUCUCUCUCCAAUGGCUUUGUCUUGUUUCUCAUACCACUAAUCUCUCAGAGAUCUUUAGAUCCGUUGUUGCCUUUGUCGGUUCAACAAAACCAAGAGGAAAAUGAUGAGAAACAAACCGACAAAUCUCCCGGCGACUGGCGUUAGCAGAGUAUCCGGCGGCGCUGGUGGCGGCAGGGAGUCAGGCGGUCAUGAGUGGGAAAUGAGACCCGGAGGAAUGUUGGUUCAGAAGCGUAACCCGGAUUCGGAUCUUGUCGGAGCUCCACCGCCACCGAUGAUCAGAGUUAGAAUCAAGUACGGUUCGGUUUACCAUGAGAUCAGUAUUAGUCCUCAAGCUUCUUUUGGGGAGCUAAAGAAGAUGUUGAGUGGACCGACGGGUAUUCACUAUCAAGAUCAGAAACUAAUGUACAAAGACAAAGACAGAGAUUCAAAGGCUUUUCUUGACGUUUCCGGAGUGAAAGACAAAUCCAAGAUGGUGCUAAUGGAAGACCCCAUUAGCCAAGAAAAACGCUUUUUGGAGAUGAGGAAGAUCGCCAAAACAGAAAAGGCGUCUAAAGCGGUCUCUGAUAUUAGCCUUGAAAUUGAUAGACUCGGUGGACGUGUUUCGGCGUUUGAGAUGGUUAUAAAGAAAGGAGGGAAAGUUGCGGAGAAAGAUCUUGUUACGGUGAUGGAAUUGUUGAUGAAUGAGUUGAUAAAGUUGGAUGCGAUUGUAGCUGAAGGAGAUGUGAAGUUGCAAAGAAAGAUGCAGGUGAAGAGAGUACAAAAUUAUGUCGAAGCACUCGAUUUUUUGAAAGUGAAGAAUUCUAUCGCUAAUGGGCAGCAGAAACAGACAAGUGGUCAGAGACUUGCAACGAUUGAAGAAGAUAGCAAUGGACAGAGGCAAGAGCAGAAACCGAUACAAUCACUUAUGGACAUGCCUAUAAACAACAAACAGAAGAAACACGAGAUUGUGGAGGAGCCAAUAAAUUCAAGGGCAAGACCAAAUCUGAUGGAUUCUUCUACUAAAUGGGAAACAUUUUAUCAUCAUACCGCGACUCCAUUGAGUUCGACUACUGCAAAUAAUCACGCCAUCCUGCCAAGGUUCAACUGGGAAUUCUUUGAUUGAAAAUACUCAUAUUUGGUGAGAGUUUUUUGCUUUUCUUGUGUGGUUUCUUCUUCAUCUUCUUCUUUAUCAUCAUGAUUCUUUCCCUGUACUUAGAUUUUUGUGGCCGUUGUUCUUGUUUGCUCUGGAAAAUAAACAGAGACGCCAGUACAGAGAAGUGAUUAUGAAAAUCAUGAUUCAUGUGUGUUUGUCUUUCAUCUUCCUAUAAUUACGUUUGUUGCAAGGCACUUAAUCCUACUUGUUGAAAGAGGGUUUCUAUCUCUCUGUCGGUUGUUUUCUUUUAUUAACUUUCAAG